Molecule: messenger RNA, 1512 nt
Organism: Adineta ricciae
Lineage: Eukaryota; Metazoa; Rotifera; Eurotatoria; Adinetida; Adinetidae
Source: the annotation of a GenBank genome assembly
AUGCCGACGAAUAUCAUCCUGCCGAGUGCAAACGACUUGACACUUGAUCUUUCCAUCAAAUCAUCAUCGAAAGCAGCGAUGACAACAACGGAAAAGUCUUCAUCGAUAUUGACAACUUCAGAUCCCGUCGACAGUGGUGGUGGUAGCAGUGAGAAUAACUCAAAUGACACGGAUGAAGUGAAGAUUUUCGAAUGUGAAAAACAUGAAGAUGUGGAAACGAACGAUGACGACAAUAGCGAUCGACUUUCACCCGUCAUCAAAGAAGAAGAAUCGUCACCCCAACAGUCUUCAUCAAUAAAUCUGACCGAUCGACUGAACAGUGAACAGCAACUUCAUAGCUUUUUCCCGUAUUUUAUCUCGCCUUACUAUCACGGCAAUAAUCCCAUGCAGAAUUUCGAGAAAAUGCCUUCGUUGGAAUCAUUAUCGAAAUUCAUGUCACCUCCACCACCGGCACAUAUGGCGACUUCGAAUCUGAACGUUGACCAAUCUAUAGGCAUGCCUAAUCCGAUGUAUCCAUUGUCAUCACCUGCAUCUUUUCAAUCGCCAUAUUCGCAACCUUGGCGUUCGCCAAUGUUUCCCUUUGCUCUUCCACCUGGCUAUCCUCUCUCUCAAAACUCGCCAUCUCCUUCGAUGUCGUCUUCUCACAAGCGUCCGACCCAUAUGCGUCGUUUUAUCGACAACAACUCGCAACAAUCCUCUCAGCAUAAACAAUCGAUGCAUCAAGAUCCUCAUAAGUCGAAAAAGAGUCAUAUUAAAAAGCCUCUCAAUGCAUUUAUGCUAUUCAUGAAGGAACAACGUGCUCAUGUUGUACAAGAGUGUACACUGCGAGAAAGUGCGGCAAUUAAUCAGAUUCUUGGUCGAAAGUGGCAUGAACUGGAUCGAAAUGUUCAACAGAAGUAUUACGACAUGGCACGAGAUGAACGCAUGAAACAUAUGCAGUUGUAUCCGGGGUGGUCCGCUCGAGAUAACUACGGUGUACGGAAGAAACGUGGAAAUAAAGGGAAAAAACAAGAAAAAGCCGCAAGUGGUGAAAAUGCCGAGUGUCUCAAUCAAAAGAAAUGCCGAGCUCGCUUUGGUCUUGACCAGCAAGCCAAUUGGUGUAAGCAUUGCAAACGAAAGAAGAAGUGUUUACGUUACACCGAAAAUGAAUCAACUUCGUCCAUGGGUGUUACUUCAUGGAGUGAUGAAGACGAUACGGAUAACAACGAAGAUUCCGAUGAUUGUGAUGUUAUACCAAUGAGUGAACAGAAGAAUUCAGGCAUUCAUCCAAGUAUUUCAAUGGAUUCGGAUGAAGAGAACAAAUCGCGUCUAUUAAAGUAUCAACAAACAUCGAACGAGAAUGAUUCGAUAAUGAAUCGAUCGGAUCUUAUGGCACCACGAAAAGAAUUAUCAUACCCAGCAUCGUUUUUCCAACCCACUUAUCCUUAUCCAUACUUCGAUUCAUUUUUGCCACCACCUCCGGCCACGUCAUCAUUGAUGACUAAUCUAAACGAAUUCAAACAAGAAACAUAA